Messenger RNA from Dermacentor silvarum, 1753 nucleotides. RefSeq lists its product as uncharacterized. The coding region runs from base 179 to 1531 and encodes 450 amino acids. NCBI's taxonomy places the organism in Eukaryota, Metazoa, Arthropoda, Arachnida, Ixodida, Ixodidae. The record is from RefSeq and is a predicted model, not a curated record. The transcript is spliced from 4 exons.
AGCGGUGGGAGAUGGGCCGUCCUUUCCCUUUCGGCGGGGAAGCAGCGAGGGCCUGCCGGGCCCCUCCUCCCCGAAACCACCAACUUUCUCUUCGCUGCCCUCUCGCGUCGUCGUCCUCUUCCUCGUUGCGCUCGCAGGCCUACAGCUGGCCGAGGGCGCUGCGAGGCGGCCCGUAUAAAUGCCAAGUGCCCCCACUGUUGAGCACAUCAGUCGGCAAGCAGCAGCGCGGCAUCUGGCCCAGCACAGGGACUCGAAGAACCGCGGCAUGAAUCCCUUCAAGGUGCUCACGGUCGCCUUGUGUGCCGUCCUAGCGAUGGCAGGCGACAUCGGCGGAGGCGGAGGUAGUGGAGGCUACGGCGGAGGUGGCGGAGGCUACGGAGGAGGUGGUGGAGGCUACGGCGGGGGCGGCUUCGGAGGAGCCAGCUUCCUAGGUGGCUUCGGAGGCGGAGGCUUCGGCGGCGGCGGCGGUGGAUUCGGAGGCGGUGGAUUUGGAGGCGCAUUUUCCCCAUGCCUCCGGCAACCCUUGAUCAGCCCGUUUUUCUAUCUUUCCUCAGGCGGUGGCGGCGGCGGUGGCGGCGCUAGCAAGACCAUUGUGGUCUCCGUCAGUGGCGGAGGCGGCGGCGGUGGUGCAGCUCCUGCUCCCCGGCCCGUAACCCGCUACACUGCUCACAUUGACCGAACGCCUUUGCCCAUCAAGUACAAGCAGGGUCUCGUCGCCACCGGCAAUGGCAUCUCUCUUGUCGAGCCCAUCAUGGUCGCCACUCAAGUGCCGGGACCUAGGAUCAGCUUCCCGCAAGGCAUCCCCCGACCACAGCAAGCCAGUGUUCACGUCGCCGAGAUCCAGAGGGUUGAUGGCGGCGGCGGUGGAUUCGGAGGCGGCGGCGGUGGAUUCGGAGGCGGCGGCGGUGGAUUCGGCGGCGGAGGCUUUGGCGGUGGCGGAUUCGGCGGCGGCGGAUUCGGCGGCGGCGGAUUCGGCGGUGGCGGAUUCGGUGGAGGAGGCGGCGGCGGAUACGGAGGCGGCGGAUUCGGAGGUGGCGGAUUCGGAGGUGGACUUACCGGUCUCGGUGGUGGCUUCGGAGGUGGUUUUGGUGGCGGAUUCGGAGGCGGUUUCGGAGGUGGCGGCGGCGGUGGCGGCGGAAGUGUGUUCCCGCACCCCAGGGUUGAAGUAGCCGAAGCCGUGCACAAGAUUCCGCUGGGCACAGCAGCCGAUACGCAUAAGGAAGGAGGCGGCGGAGGCCAUGGAGGUGGCGGUGACACCGCUGUCUUAAGCGUCGACGUCCACCAUCAUGGCGGUGGUGGAGGCGGAGGCGGAGGACACGGGGGCGGAUUCGGUGGUGGACAUGGAGGUGGAUUCGGUGGCGGCGGUGGCUAUGGAGGCGGUGGACACGGCGGUGGUGGCGGAGGUCACGGAGGCGCUGCGUUUGCCGCCAUCCCGGUGAAGGUGGUCGAAGUCGCCGGAGCCGCCGGCGGUGCCGGCGCUGUGUCAGGCGGAGGAGGAGGAGGCGGACACCACGGAGGAGGAUGGCAUUAGACCUCAUGACGAACCAAAUAGUUGAUACGAAGAAUUGUCGCCAGCUGCGAGCAUAUUGCUCCAACCUGCCAAAUGCGCCACGCGCCGAGGCGCUCACCGUCAGCACUGCCACGGCACCAGGGAACACCAGCCGAACACUGUCAUCCUGUUUUGUAAUAUACUGUUGUGAGAGGUUGUGUGAACUUCUCAACCCUUCUGUAAAAUAAACCUUUGUAAAUAUGG